AUGACCACCUUCAACACGGUGGAAGACCUGAUGCAGGUGCUGGACGCAAAUCCGCACCUGCUUGAGGGUUUGCGCUCCCGGUUGCUGACACGGGAGCUGCUGGAGUUGCCGGAAACCAUGGCCCGGCUGGCCUCCCGGGUUGACCAGAUUGCAGCGCAGAUGGCCGAGAUCACAGAGCGGGCGGAUCGACUCAUUCAGCGGAUGGAUCGGACUGCGGAGCAACUGGGGCGGCUCCGGGAUGAUGUUGGGACGGUCAAAGGCAUGGCAACCGACGGCCUGGCCCACCGAGUAGCUCCCGCCAUUGCCAACGCGAUGGAACUGCGCCUCACGAAAAAUCUCGACGGAGCGGACUUGUCGGCUUUGACCGCCGGACAGGAUAUUUCGGCCAUAUCACAGAAUGCGUUGGAGAGUUUCCUGUUGUCUGACUUGAUCAUGGAAACGACUGAUGGGGAUGGUCAGACGUUUUAUGUGGCGGUCGAGUCGUCGUACACUGCGGAUGAUCGAGACACUCGCCGAGCCAUCCGAAACGCUGAAUUUAUGACCAGGUUCACGGGCCAACCCGCGCGGGCAGCGAUAGCCGCGGUGCGUACAGACUGGGAUAUCGAUGCACAGAUUGCGUCUGGUGCGGUGUACUGGUAUAGGUUGCCAGCUCGUUUGUUGCGAGGGAUAUGA
Geodia barretti is the source of this 672-nucleotide messenger RNA. The record is from the annotation of a GenBank genome assembly. NCBI's taxonomy places the organism in Eukaryota, Metazoa, Porifera, Demospongiae, Tetractinellida, Geodiidae.